Messenger RNA from Pomacea canaliculata, 5102 nucleotides. RefSeq names its product inositol polyphosphate 1-phosphatase-like. Gene Ontology annotation, molecular function: inositol-1,4-bisphosphate 1-phosphatase activity. Gene Ontology annotation, biological process: phosphatidylinositol phosphate biosynthetic process. NCBI's taxonomy places the organism in Eukaryota, Metazoa, Mollusca, Gastropoda, Architaenioglossa, Ampullariidae. The transcript is spliced from 7 exons. The coding region runs from base 338 to 1486 and encodes 382 amino acids. The record is from RefSeq and is a predicted model, not a curated record.
UUAUGGUGACGUUUUACACACGGAAGUAUUGAUCAACUCGAUUAAAAAGAAAUUCUAUUUCAUAUUUUCUUCAUUUCAUGCUUUAGUUUGAAGAUUCAGAAUUAUUAAGUGCUUCCUUGUUAAUUAGCUAGUUAUGUUUACUAUCAUUUAUUAUAAAAUAAUCAUUGUAAAGUGCUCAUGAGGAACAAUAGUACACUUAUUCUUUUGCGUCCCGUCACCUUUACGAGGUCUGGCAAAUUUAUAAAGCCGAAAGCAGGUGGAUAGUCAUACUGACAGUAGUCUUGGAAGACUUACAUUUGACGGGAAUAAAUCACCAUCUGAGGUGUACAAUGUCAAGAUGAAGCUGAGAGAUCUUCUACUUGCUAUAUUGCGUGUGGCAAAUAAGGCUCGAGAUGUUGCUCGCAUCAUUCGGUCUGAACAUGCAUUGCUGGAGCUUCUUGUCCAAGAAAAAAAAGGAUUAGACAAAAAUGAGCGCUUUGUUCAAGACUUUAAGACACUUGCUGAUGUACUGAUACAACAAAUGGUAUCACAUGACAUUGCUGCAGAGUUUCCAGCUAUGGAAGGAAGCAUUUUUGGGGAAGAGAGUAACCUAUUCACUAAUACUCUUGGAGAAACCAAAAUUAUUCAAAUGUGCCCAGAGCCUGAGCAAACCAAACAACUUCUUUUAGAGAUUCUAGAUGAUAAUAAAGAAGCAGCGACACUUCUCUCAGAAGUAGUGCACAGGGAAGCAGCAGAUAUUACUCUGAGUGAGAUGCAGGACAAUGAAACAGAAAUACCAGACACUGAUGUUGGUAUUUGGAUUGACCCAAUAGACUCCACAGGUCAGUAUAUUCGUGGUCUUUUUGAGGAGCUGGAUAAGGAGGGGAUAACAGAUGGCGGACUGCAGUGUGUUGCAGUUCUUAUUGGCGCUUUUCAGAAAUCAACAGGCUUGCCAGUCUUGGGGGUAGCUGUUCAGCCGUUCUGGCAAUUAGAUCCAGAAUCAAACCAAUGGACUGCUCAAACUACAUGGGGUAUAUGUUACCAAAAUACAUACAUUGCCUCUGUUACCCAAAGUGAAAAUUCAAAUUGCUCCAAAUUACCCACAAUACUAAUGAGCACAAGUGAAUCAGAGACUGUUAAACAGGCUUUGUCUACCAAAUUUCAACUGCGCUUUACCUCUGGAGCUGGCUAUAAACUCCUAUGCACAGCACAGCGGCGAGUGCAGGCAUAUGUCCUCAGCAAGAGCAGCAUUUAUCUCUGGGAUUGUUGUGCUCCACAUGCCAUUCUACGUGCAACUGGAGGAGGUGUUGUCCGUUUUCGUGCAGCACUUGCUUAUGUUGAGUCCCAAGGAGGUGGCAACAUCUCUUUAGGUACAUUAGAAGAACUGGAAGUGAACUACUGCUCAUCCAGUUCAGCACAGAUAGUAAAAAGCAUUGAUGGAAUCAUUGCCUACAGUUGUCCAAAAGUCCUUGAAGAGGUUUUGCAAGUUCUGACAAAUAAAGAAUGAAUAUAUACAUGGGUAUUAUAGCUUUAGAAUAAAACACAGAAAAAACUGGAGUACAGCAUUGGUUCAGUAUGUAUGUUGCCAAACUGUUUUGUGCAUUUAAAAUUUUUUCUGCAUGUGUUAUUUUACAUUUGCAAUGUUGGCAACAAAAAAAUUAUUGUGGAUAGGACUGGUUUGUCCACUGUUUUAUCUCAGAUUUAUGCAUAAAAGUGCUCAUACAUUUCAAGGACAGACAGGCCACACAGUAACUUUUAAGUGCACAGAAGGUAAUGCCAGCCUUAUUGCUUACUAAUCCAAGAUGUCAUUUUGUGCUAUUAAGGCCAGGAAGUUGUUGUCUAAUGUAUAUUUGUUAUUUAUUGAAGUACACAUUUGUAAAAUUAAGAGGAACUUUUAAGACAGUACAUUUUCUACUGUGCUGUUGGUUUGCUUGCUUUUACACGAUUUCAGCUAUGAAUUGUGUUAAAGUCCUUUUUGUACACACUAUAUUGUUUCUAUGUCUCAGCCAUAAUGUGGCUAAGCUCAAUACAGUCAACUGAAAGCUAACAAUAUUUAGUCUAUCAUCUAGUCUAUAUUUUAAAAUAGUUUCAAAAUCGAAAACAUUUUCAUGUGAUGCUUAAGGUUUAGCCUUUCAUCAAAGGUGAAUAGUCACAUCAGUGAAUAAUUUUAAAGCAUUACUAGCAACGCCUGUUCAAGAUCUUCAGAAACACCAGUUUUGUCUUUUUCGUUCAUUGUUUGUAUUUUUAAUAUUUUUGUCUUUUUCGUUCAUUGUUUGUAUUUUUAAUGUGGUACUUUUAAGUGUCAGUAAAAAGUUUUAGAACUGGCUUGCAUAUAUAAUGAAUAUAUUUACUUUCUGUGUUUUUUUUUUUAUAAUAACAAUUUUAUGUCCACCUGCUUACCAAACUUCUCAUUUAAAAAUAUAUAUUGCUACAGUACAGAUUUUUUUCUUUUUUUAAAUACUGUUAAAUAUAUUAAAGCUGAUGUGAGUAAAGCUUUUUAACUUCUUACCAGUGAAGAAUAUAGGAAAUUUUGAUUAACACAUGUAUUUGCAUUAAAAAGUAUUUCGUGAACACAUUUUCACCAAAUCAGCAAUUUUGUCCAGCAUGUAUUCACACGAACACACUAAAGUGUAAAAUCAGAACAUGUUUUGAAACAGCCACACUAUGAAAGCCAGUAGAUACAUUAUACUAUUUAGCAUUUAUUAAUUGCAUUCAUACAUCUCAGUAUCAUUACACUUAGUUAUCAAUGACAUUGUGAUGCAUUGUUUAAAAAGUUCCAGUGAUCAAAAUAUGGUGAUUUAUAUCUUUGUAUCUUGUAAUUUACAAAGAUACACCAAAUACAGCUGUAUUUUGAAGUCUUGUAGUUAUACUUUGAUGACAGGGACAAAACAGUUUUCAGGAUAGAUUUUUUUUCAGAUUUAUUAAAUAUUUUUAUUUAUAAUUUUAUAUUUGAAACUUUUCUGCACUUUUUUCAACCAAGUGUGUUUCAGUAUGGAGGAUUCUGCACAUUGGAAAGAUAAAUGUCAUUUUUGUUUUAAUACCAAUAUUAAAGUAUGCAGGAUUCUGUAAAUUCAAAAUCUGUUGCAUUUAUUUAGCCUUAGACAGUCAUUGAUGUAAUAUUUUUUAAAUGAAAAGCAUUUUUAUGUAAACAACUAUGUUAUACAAACCUAAUCUAUAAAAUAGCAUGGGUCUAUAGAACACGUGGCAUUUAGCCUGUUAUAUGAGGACGUAUUUCAUUUGGUGCUUUUGAUCCCAAAUCAUUUUUUCUGAGCAAUCAGAGGUUUAUUAAAAGAUAUCUACUCUUUUAAAUAGUUUAUUUAAUCACUAGUAAGUUAAUAAAAAAAAACAUGAGAUGUUAUUAUCUUCCACUCUCUGUAUUUUUUAUUUGCUCUUUUGUGUGUGCUUGAUUUUUAACAAAUAUGUCAAUGCAUUUAUUUGCAAAAAUUUGAGAGAGAACUGAUGACCAAGUUACUUUUCUUCACAUCGUACUUGUUGACUGGUAUUUAUAGAACCUAGUAUGAUGCCGAGUUAUUUCACAGCAAGGAAAAUACUAAACAGAUAUUAAAUUAUUUAUAAAUGUUUUCUGCAUGAGAAAGUUUAAUGACUGUCAAUAUUCAUGUGGAUAUUUAUUAAGGAGAACAGCUUGUUAUUGGUUACAGAUAUAUGUAUAAAAUGUUAUAACUUAUUAUAGUUAUCAUAUCCUUGUUUUAUAUAUUAUGCUGGUUUGCCCUGAAGUCUUUUUACUCCUCUGUGCAACCAGUAAAAUGCAAAUCAAAAGGCACUCUUGCAACAGGCCUUUGUGCUGUAAAUACACCAGUAGAAAUUAUCUGAACAAUCAUUUAGUCAUUGUUGCCGUCUUUCAUGUCAUGUAACUGUUAGCCAAUGUUAAAACUGAAAGAAAUUUAACAUUUUUAGCCUUAAUGCAUAAAGGCAAAAGUUUAUGCUGUACACUAGUAGAUUAUUGAUAAAAGUACUAUGAUGCGCACCUUGUAAAUUUGAGGAAGACUUUUCAUUUCAGAUAUUCACUAAACAAAUAUGCUCGCUACAUUAUUUUAAUAGUUCAGUCUGUUUUAGUAUUUGUACAUGUGAUUUCAAAUGCAUAAUGCUAUCAUUAGAGCUCCUAGUCAUCACCUUCUGCAUAAGCCAUGUGUUGAACCUUUUUACCAUGCCACCAUUUACUGGUCCACUUAAACUAUAGAUUGUUUUGAUGGUAUAUCCCUUACAAGUCAGUUUUGGAUAAUAGUAUGUGGGAAUGUUGUUUGACAUGCUUUUAAGAUGGGGAUUGGGAAAGAUUGUGUAAGGAAGCUUGUAAUUUAUAUAUUCCUGUUUGUUUUAACCACAUUUUCUCUAGUGCUUGGAAAGAGACACUAAGAUGAUCAGUUUAACCAAGAACUUGUAUUACCUAACCCUAUACACAUCCAUGGUUUAACACACUUUAUAAUCUUACUCCUGUUUGUGAUCAUAGUGUCACUCCAAACAGUAUUUUUUUGGCAGUUCCAGAUUGCUUCAGCUCUCCCCUUUCUGUUCCAGAAAUAUGUUCCUUUAAUCCACAUUAUGGAUGUCUUAGGUGUGUGGCAGGGACAAUUUUUCUGGAUGUGAUCUCUUGAUGGAGAAAGGCACAUCACUGAUUCUCAUACAUGCAUUGAUUUCAGUUUAUACCUGUUCUGAAAUUCAGCAUAUUUGUUCUUAUCAAAACAUCAGUAGCAAAACUUGAAAAAAAAAGCACACCUCUAGCAGAAUACCCCAAAUACUCCUAAAAGGUGAUGUGACCAGUUUGAGAAUUUCCUUUUCCCUCAGAAAAUUGUUUUCUUAAGAGAAUGGUCAGAAUUUUAAUCUUAGAGGUUUUUGAAGCACAAAAUACAUACAAAAAAUUUCUAAAACUGUUUUAGUUGUGCUUUAAAAAAAAAAAAAAAAAAAAAAAGACUUGAAGGGAAAACUGAAAGGUUAUUGUUUUUGCCAAAGUGCCCUGAAAGUGUAUUGAUAUUCUAUAUUGUCUAUUCACAAUGCAGAUGUGAUAAUUUUGAACUUAAAUUCAAACUGUUAUUUUUUUGUAUGUUAGAUAAAUGUGGAAAAUACAGUGUAUUUAUUAUGUUGUGGCUGUUUGGUAAACAGUACAUCAGUUU